Messenger RNA from Rotaria sp. Silwood1, 1170 nucleotides. Lineage: Eukaryota; Metazoa; Rotifera; Eurotatoria; Philodinida; Philodinidae. The record is from the annotation of a GenBank genome assembly.
AUGUCUGCCUUGUCCUUACAUAUCUUACCCACAGAACUUUUACAUCGAAUUAUUGAUUAUAGUGAUACAGAAACCGUAUUUUUUUCUUUUCGAAAUGUUUGUAAACGUUUUCAAACAAUUCUUAAUGAUUACAAUCAAUAUCAACUCGAUUUUCGUUUAAUGACAAAAUCAAAAUUUUGUCUUAUACGUCGUUUCAUUCAACCUGACAAAGUUAUUUCUCUUGUUAUAUCUAAUGGACAUAAAACAACUGGUCAAAUUAAAUUAUUUCUUUCAUUGUAUGAUAUAUCUUUAUUUACUAGACUUCGUUCGUUAACUCUUAUUCAAGUUAGUGACCUAGACGCCGUUGAAUAUUUAAAACAUGUUAGUACAUGUUCAUUGAUCUCGCUAUCUGUUGAUUAUGGAGAUAUGCAGAGGUCAAUCGCUGAAACGAAUGAAUUUCUCUCAUCAAGUCUAAAAAAACUUAAUAUUCUUCGAAAGCUCGAUUUAUCUAUAAAUCAUUUAAUGGUUGAUAGCAUACAAUGUCCAAUACAACAUAUAACACUUACUCGGUGUACUCUUAAGAAACCAAUUUCUGAUAUUCUUCUUCAUUUUUUUCAUUUAAAAACAUUAAUAUUAAAUGGUGUUUCUAUGCCCAAUAUUGACGAAAAUUUGGUUACUACUACGCAAAUAGAAUCAAAACUAAAAUCAUUGACCAUUACAGGCUAUUCUUUGUCUAUGAAUAUGAUUAUAUCAAUUUUGUCAUUCACACCAUUAUUAAGUCAUCUUAAACUAAUAGCAUGGCCAACGAUGCCUGAACGUUCUUGGAAUGGUCAUUGGUGGGCAGAAUUCAUUGAAAAGAAUCUAAGUCAACUUAAACUAUUUGAGUUUUUCUUUGACAAGCUGAUAGAUUGUAACGAAAAUACUCGUGAUAUUGAAUCUAUCAUGAUUCCCUUUCGAAUAUCAUUCUGGCUAGAAAAGCAAUGGUAUGUUGCAUGUAAUUAUUAUGAAAAUAUACGUAAACUAGAACUGUAUUCAAUUCCAAUAUGUAAAUCAAAUAUUUCAUAUAACUGUUCGACAAACAAAAUUUCUUCUUCAAAUUUAAUAAAUGAUCCACCAUAUAUAAUGGAUAAUGUACGUUCAUUAAGUCUAGGUUUAAUUCCAUCAACUGCUAUUACUUGUGAUAACGUAUGA